GACUAUGUAUUUCGCAAGUAUUCUGCCAGUAAAUGUCUGACGGAUUCCGAUUUUUUGCAAUUGUUUGGUUAUAAAGCAGUAAAUAAAUGAAAUAAGCCAAAUUGACAAACAAAAUUACAGUAAUAACUUUCGUUAUCAUUAGAUGUUCUUUAUUUAAUUAAAGGGACACAAUCACCAUGACUACGGCAGCUGUGUAUAAUUACAUGAAAAUGCAAAAUAGACCUUACAGCGUGAAUGAUGUAGUCAUGAAUUUACUUAAUGAACACAGUAAAACUGCAGUUCAAAAGGCUAUGGAUGAAUUGGUGAAAAAAGGAAAAUUGUUCGAAAAAGUUUAUGGUAAACAGAAAAUAUAUUGUCUUGUGCAAGAUUCACAGUAUGAUACUGAUGAGUUAAUGAGGAUUGACAAGGAAUUACAAAGUCAUGCCAGUGAAGUCGAAACUAAAUAUCAGGAAGUCAUGAAAGAAGUGAAAGAACAAGAGACACUUUUAGCUUCUCUAAAGUCAAGUUUAACACUGGAAGAUGCUCAAAAAGAAAAAAGUACUCUGCAGGAAAAUGUAAAGCAGUUAACACAUAAAUUGGAUAAAUUGAUGGAAAAAAGUGGUUCUGAAGAUUUGCAAGAGUCUAAACGAAAGGCACAAGAGAAUCUAGAUGAAUACUCACGCGAAUAUUUAAAAAGAAAAAAGAUAUGCGUUGAAAUAUUAGAUUGCAUUUUGGAAAGUUAUCCUGGUAACAAAGAUGAGCUUUAUGAGGAAAUAGGCAUUGAUUCAACGACUGUGUAA
Molecule: messenger RNA, 779 nt
Organism: Trachymyrmex cornetzi
Lineage: Eukaryota; Metazoa; Arthropoda; Insecta; Hymenoptera; Formicidae
Product: homologous-pairing protein 2 homolog
Exons: 3
Coding region: 177-779 (200 amino acids)
Biological process (GO): meiotic strand invasion involved in reciprocal meiotic recombination; meiotic joint molecule formation; homologous chromosome pairing at meiosis
Cellular component (GO): condensed nuclear chromosome; DNA recombinase auxiliary factor complex
Molecular function (GO): double-stranded DNA binding; recombinase activator activity
Source: RefSeq, a predicted model, not a curated record